GUGGCCUAACCUCUCCACAGCUAAGGAAAUUCGCCGAAGGGCUCACCAUUCUCUCAUAAUGCUGUAGACGAUCACUUCCACGCCUACGGUCGUAGUCCACAAAUCAUUACCAUACUCAACACGCACUCAAUCGAACACGCGGGGAGAUGUUGUCGACAGUCUGUUUGCUCCUCGCAACCACGCUGCCAGUGCGUGGCGCCUUCACCGAAUUUUUCUUCGCCGGCAACGAUGGAAUUGGUGAUGUGAGGGCGUGUCCCAAGUCUGCAUUCGCGUGUGACGCGCCAUCGGUCUGCGCCUUCGACGACCGGACGGAAAAGUAUUAUUGCUGCAUACCAGGGAGUCCAGAUGCUGUGUGCUGGGGACCUAGUUCAGACUGCGAUGGAGGAGAUAAGAAAACGCCCUCGGGCAGUCAACAGGCUUGCUCGACUGGCAUCAAUACCUUUUGCUGCUUAAAGUCAAGCGAGACGUGUACGGAAACAGCAGACCAGACGAACAUCUGCUGGAGUAAACUAGACAACCCUCUCAUCUCUCUCAACGCGACCGCCGUAAACGAAACAGCGCAGUCUCUCAUAUUGGCUCGCCCUUCGGCUCCUACGUACGCGAUCAGCUUGUCUGCUCUACAAGCACUUGCGCCAACCACCGCAGCUGCGUCGUCAGCAAGUCCGAGCGCAUCCGGACAACCCAUUGCUACUACCUCGCCGUUUGGAGGAGCACAAACAACGGCUGCCUCGGCCCCUUCGCCGAUCGCGACAAAGGACAAAGCGUCCGGUCUCUCAGGUGGCGCGAUAGGCGGCCUGGUUGGUGGAAUAGUCGGUGGACUUGCUAUACUCGGUCUGGCUGGAUUUCUCUUCUGGCGCAGAAACAAGAACGGCAAGCGGAAUCCAUAUGAACCCGCCAAUUCGCACACCGCGCCUACGUAUCCAGCUGGCUCUCCUGGCGAAAUGGACUCAAAUCAGACGUAUACGCAGGGACCGGCAACUGAGAAAUACGGGUAUGCGGUCAGUCCUGUAUCGGAAGUGCCUGCCGAUAGAGCACCGGUAGAGCUACCAGCUGGCACGACAUAUACUAGAUAGCGACAAAAUUUCAAACGAAUGGGUGGGCGCAAAAGAGGAAUAGCGCAUAUGAUAUUACGAUGUUGUCUCGAAUAUAUGAUCCUACGCAGACCUGUAUGAUAUAUAACUGUCAGUCAACCAGUCUCGUUUUUGUUGCUCGUGCAGACAAGAU
Messenger RNA from Alternaria rosae, 1224 nucleotides. RefSeq lists its product as uncharacterized. The record is from RefSeq and is a predicted model, not a curated record. The transcript is spliced from 2 exons. NCBI's taxonomy places the organism in Eukaryota, Fungi, Ascomycota, Dothideomycetes, Pleosporales, Pleosporaceae. Bases 147 to 1073 code for a protein of 308 amino acids.